AUGUUAAAUUUGACAAAGCUGGAAUUCAUAGUCGUGGAUAUUUCUGGCAAAAAUUAUUUAUCUUGGAUUCUGGAUGCUCAGAUCCAUUUGGAUGCCAUGGGCCUUGAAGACACAGUUAAAGAAGAAAAUGAUGUAUCAUUACAAGAUAAAGCAAAGGUUAUGAUUUUCCUCCGACACCAUAUUAGCGAGGAACUAAAAACUGAAUACCUCACUGAAAGAGAUCCACUUUGUUUGUGGAACAAUUUGAAAGAAAAAUAUGAUCAUAAAAAAACAGUGAUCCUCCCAAAGGCCCCGGCUAAUUGGCAGCAACUACGGUUGCUAGAUUUUAAAAUUGUUGCUGAAUAUAACUCUGCCUUAUUUAAAAUCAGCUUUACUUUGAAAUUAUGUGGUGAUACUAUUACUGAUGAACUUUUAUUGGAAAAAACAUUCACCACAUUUUACGCCUCGAAUGUGCACUUACAACAACAAUAUCGAGAGCGUAGAUUUAAAAAAUAUUCAGAACUGAUAUCAUGUUUGCUUGUGGCAGAGCAAAAUAAUAGUCCCGUCCAACUAGAUCGACACCGAUCCUUGAAACAUAUGUUGCCUCAUCCCGUAGUCGUGGAUGCCAACGUGGAUGUGGUCGUGGUGGUAUAA
Molecule: messenger RNA, 633 nt
Organism: Cornus florida
Lineage: Eukaryota; Viridiplantae; Streptophyta; Magnoliopsida; Cornales; Cornaceae
Exons: 1
Coding region: 1-633 (210 amino acids)
Source: RefSeq, a predicted model, not a curated record